Drosophila kikkawai is the source of this 1362-nucleotide messenger RNA. RefSeq names its product thiamine transporter 1-like. Gene Ontology annotation, molecular function: vitamin transmembrane transporter activity. Gene Ontology annotation, biological process: vitamin transport; transmembrane transport. The record is from RefSeq and is a predicted model, not a curated record. Lineage: Eukaryota; Metazoa; Arthropoda; Insecta; Diptera; Drosophilidae. Gene Ontology annotation, cellular component: plasma membrane.
AUGGAGUCUUGGUUAAAGGUCUCGUGUGUGCUCUGCAUUUUCGGAUUCCUGCGGGAAUUCCAUCCAUCCGAUCCCUACCACGCGGAGAUCCUGAUGGGCGAGUGGUACCAAGUCACCCAGGAUGAGGUCAAUAGAUUCGUCUACCCAGUUGGCACCUACGCCUACCUGGCGCUCCUUAUAUUCGUCUUCCUGAUGACCGACUUUCUGAGAUAUAAGCCUGUGAUCAUUGCUAACAUUUUGACUGGGAUAUUCCAUUGGGGCACACUGAUUUGGACCAGCACCCUGCCGGGGCUACAGACAGUAGAAGUAUUCUAUGGCUUCUACCACGCGGGUGAGGUCGCCUACUACUCGUACAUCUACGCCCAAGUGGACAAGCAGUACUAUCCCAGGGUCACCUCACACACGCGAGCGGCUCUGCUCGUAGGCAAACUGGUGGCAGGACUCCUGGCGCAACUAGUAAUUGGCUUGGAUUGGAUGAACUACAAGCAACUACUCUACAUCACGGUCAGCUCUCAAGUCAUGGCGUUGCUGUGGGCUUUUUCCCUGCCCAAGGUGGACAAAAGCGUAUACUUCCACAAUCGAACGGAAACCAUAAAGGAUGUAAUCACUCCCGAUACCGGUGGGCUUGAGAAGGGUCCUGAGCACGUUAAAGCGGAGGUCACGGAUGCCAAGGUGACACCCAUCCCAAGUAAGGGUGUCCAUGCCUUGCAGCUCCUAUGGUCGCAUUUCCACAGCGCCUAUACAAAUUCCUUGGUGGUGCAGUGGAGCCUGUGGUACGCCAUGAGUCUGGCAGGCUUUCUCCAGGUUACCACCUACAUGCAGGUGGUAUGGAAAUCCUUCGAAAACGAGCCAACAAUUGUUUGGAACGGGGCUGUCGACGCAGCUCUGACCCUGCUAAGCGCAGUUUUUGCUCUUCUGGCCGGGUAUUUCCAUGCCGGACGUCUGAGCUCCAGCACCAGCAUGCUCUCGAUGGCCCUGCUGUCCAUCCUGGAGGGAGGAUGUGUGCUUCUGGCUUGCUGGACCUCCAACAUAUACCUCUCCUACUUGGGCUAUGUGCUGUGCGGCGCCUUGUUCGCAUUUACCAUAACGGUGGCCAGUUCUGAGUUGGCCAGCAGUUUGCUGGAGGACAGCUUCGCCUUGGUGUUCGGGUUCAACACCUUUGUGGCUCUCAUCCUGCAGGUCAUCAUGACGUUUGUGGUCGUGUCGGAGAAUGCCAAUCUGAAUCUCGAUGUCUUCCAACAAUUUACUGUUUACGCCUUUUACUUUAUAGUCAUUGGAGUCCUUUAUUUUGUUGCAUUUCUUCUGAAAUAUGUAUUGUCAUGCUUCAGAAAAUCGAAGCUAAUUAUUAAGGACGUAAACUAA